UAAGUUUCUGUCGGGGGUGGCUUGAGAUGAAUCGUGAAAGGCAUUGUGUGAUUUCCCAAAUGCUGUCCAGCCUGUUCUUUCCCUCCUAUUCAGUUCUAUACCAGCUCACCAUUAAUCUUCAUACCUAUUCAUGAUAACACUUAAUAUUGAUCUAAAUGAAUGGCUUGCCUAUAGAUCUGUAUAUCAUAGUUUGAGCAAUAGGCAUUCUUUAUCCAUUUUUUUUCCUGAAUAGAUUAUUGAAAUGAUCUCUUUUGAAUGUCAUUUGAAUGAGGGGGUCAAAGUAUUCUGGGCUGUGAUAUCUUCAAAUGAGAGCAUCUGGAAAACCACACUAUCUAAGAGAAUACCUCUUCCAUUUGGGUUUUGUCCAUGUCAGAGGCAAAACAGCUUUAGUUAGCAUAUAUCUCCUAUUUUAUACUUCAUUAAUAGUGAUAGGAGAUCAUUGAAAAAAUUACCCCUGUGGUUGUAUCUCAAGAUCUUCUAAUUAGAUAUCUUCUCUGAUAUUAUUGUAUGCAUGUGACACUUUGUUGCAAAAAAACCUUUAAGGCUACAUAUUAUCCUAAGUUUUUCAUAAUCAACAAACACGGUCUUAUCUUCUGUAUCACCUUUCAAUCAGUUGUAGUUGUAUAAGUGAGGAUACAGCUUGCUGUAGAAGAUUGUUCAUGGAAGCCUGCCUAUUCCCUUCUCAUUCUGCAACAGUACCCUCUAUAUGUAUGGAGAGUGUUCUGAUAAAAACUCUAGAGUAGAGAAAGUUGCCAAGUGGGUUAGUAAUAACUAUUACAGCUGAUAUUUACAUAACACUUAAAGGUUUGCAAAGCCCUUUAUAUACCUUCUUUCCUUAGAGCCUCACAACCUCACACAAUAGAUACUUAAAGGUAGUAUUAUCAUCCGUAGUUUACAAAUGAAGACACAAGCUCUCAGGGCUUAAGUUACUUAACCCAUGAUGACACUAUAUAUGUCUGAGGUGAAACUGAAACAGAUCUCUUCAAGAUCAGUGAUAUUUCUACUCCACCAUACAACUUAUACUCCAGCUCUCAGCACAGUCUGUGUCUGGUAAUAGUAGGCUCUUUAAUAAAAGCUACCUGACUCACUACUACUAUCUAAUGCCACAUGUUUUUGUUGAUUCCGUCUAGGCUGACUGUUCCGCUUGACUUCAUUUUCUUAAGUGCCAUAUCCACUUUCUCAUAAAGCACAUCAGGAAAAGAGAUGUUAUGAGUUUAAAUGUGUGGGUACACUCUUAGAAGAUGAAAACAGAAUGAUGCAGAAACACUGCCAGAUUUUUGUUUGUUUCUAUUCUUACAGUUUCAUUUAUAAAUUUUCAUGCAGUGAUCUGGCAUAUUUUCAUGCUGUGAUCUCUUACCAAGCUUUCCAAAGACUCAUUUUUCCCACUACUGUUCCCUGUUUUCUGAGGCAAUAUAAUUUUUAAUCUUCCACUGUUAUCCAUAACAUUUUGCAUAUGAAUUUAUAUGGUAAAUUAGUUUUGCUUUUUGCUUUUUGCUGCCCUGACCCCCUUGUCUAGGAAAUUGUUCGCUGGCAUAGGCAGCUUCUAGGUUCUUUUGGGCUGUUUAUAGAGGUUUUUUUUUGCAGUUAUGUUAAAAAUAAAAGUAAAUAGCUACAAUUUCUUCUCCUUUAUUUACUACUUUACAGGUAGUUUAUAUUAUGGAGUAGUUGUAAUUGUCAUCAGUGUGGUCUUCUCAUCUCUCUUCUAGUUAUAUGUUGAUUUAACUAGUUCAUGAUUUGAUUGACACAGACAAGAAUAACUCCCACAGCAUAAAUCAGUUGUUUCCUGUUUCUUAAAUAGUUCUAAUGAUGAAUAAAAUAAAAACGACACAGUUCAUCACAGAAAGAAAGAAAUAGACCCAAGCACUGGAUGUUCUAAGAGACUGACAAUAAAAAUGGAAAACAUUGAGAAUGAAAAAGAAAAAUCAGAUGAUGAUGGAAAAUCGGACCCAGAGAAGACACUAGACUUUUCUGAAUACUUUAACCAGCUGGAAUUGCUGGAAACACACCGACACCUAAUUCCCCUUGGAACUCAGAGCCUCUGGGUUGAUGAUACUGAUGAAGAAGAAGAGCAGGAUGAAGAAACCGAGGAGUGGUAUCAAAUGCAAGAACAAAAACUGGAAAAGGAACCUAACAAAUUGCUUCUUUGGGCUGCUGAAAAAAAUCGGCUUGCCACAGUACGGAGGCUACUUUCUGAAAAGGCCACUCAAGUAAACACCAGAGAUGAAGAUGAAUACACACCUCUCCAUCGAGCAUCAUAUAGUGGACACUUAGAUAUUGUCCGAGAGCUGAUUGCCCAAGGGGCAGACGUUCAUGCAGUGACAGUAGAUGGCUGGACUCCCCUACAUAGUGCCUGUAAAUGGAACAAUACCAAGGUGGCAUCUUUCUUACUUCAGCAUGAUGCAGAUAUCAAUGCCCAAACAAAUGGCCUGUUGACCCCCUUGCAUCUUGCUGCAGGAAAUAGAGAUGGCAAAGACACCCUAGAACUCCUUCUAAUGAACCGUUACAUCAAACCAGGCCUAAAAAAUAACUUGGAAGAAACAGCAUUUGACAUUGCCAGGAGAACUAGUAUCUACCACUACCUCUUUGAAAUUGUAGACGGUUGCACAAAUUCAAAACUGGAGUCUUAAACACUCUGAUAACUUUAAUCGGUUUCUGAGGAGCUGCAACUCCUUUGGAUGAAAUACAGAAACAUUCCAGAAUAUGAAAUUUUAAUUCAAAGAAGAUAUUUUGAAAACAUUCAGUAAUAUUUAUUCCAGGUGAUUAGGCAGAUUCACUGUCAAAGUGUAUUUAUGAAAGGGCUCUGAGGGUUUUUCUACUAUUUAUGUCUAUGUGGUGAUUUUUGUGAUAUGGUCAAACAUAACUAGCUUACCUGUACUUUCUGUACCUCAAGUGUCAUUAAAAUGUGUCAUUUUGAGUGCUAAACCAAAUAAAAUGCUUUUUUAAACAUCCCAUA
Messenger RNA from Dromiciops gliroides (monito del monte), 2953 nucleotides. RefSeq names its product ankyrin repeat domain 49 (gene ANKRD49). Gene Ontology annotation, molecular function: protein binding. Bases 1893 to 2627 code for a protein of 244 amino acids. The transcript is spliced from 3 exons. NCBI's taxonomy places the organism in Eukaryota, Metazoa, Chordata, Mammalia, Microbiotheria, Microbiotheriidae. The record is from RefSeq and is a predicted model, not a curated record.